UCCUGGCUCCUGGAUGUCACCGUGAGCUCUUGCCAGCCUGAUGCUUCCCACAGCCGUGUGCCACGUCUUGGGAGCCAACAGCAGAGAGAACGAGCUCCCCCAGUUUGUUCUUUUCAUUUUGCCUGGUUUUUCUUUAAAUAUUCAGGUUAAGCAGGUCCUGGCAAGGCUGUUUCUGCAGCCCCAGUGUGACAGCCAAGAGCGCUUGGUCAGCCGAUCCGGAGGCGAACAGCACUGGAGAGAAUCCCAGAGGCGGCAGCAGGUCCUGCAGGCACUCCUCCCGCACGUAACCCUUUGUGGGAGUUGCAGAUGAAGCCUCCUUGUCUUAAGCAGGGAGGAUUUUGUGUCUGGUUUCCUGAUAUCCAUGCAGAGGAGCUGCUGGAAGUGGAAAUUUGAAUCUCUGGCCAAGGACAGCUGAGCCGGGGCUGCGCUGUGGAGAUUAUCUGAUUGUGCUUUGGACUUAAUGCCCUGAGAAAUCUUGCUUGGAAUACAGCACCUGGCUGCCAGCGAGGAUCCUGCUCUGAGGUGAUUUGUCUGCUGGGUGAUGGUGGCACACAGAAGGUCAAACGAUACGUGCAAGGUCCUCAGGUAAACGACUGCAAUGGGAAAGCUCCUCCGGAAAUUCAUGUACUGGAGAGCAGAGCAGGGAGCUUUGGCUGUCUGACAUACCUGGUUCAAAUGAUGAAAACCUUCUGCAGUAUUCCUUUGUUUUAAAGGAGAGCUGCUGGCCUGCCUUGCCAGAUGACCUUUCUGUGCCUGCAUUGAAGGAGCAGCCUGACCCUCCUGGAAGAAGCAGUUUUCUGCAGCUGAAAUCUUAGUGCAGAAGUGUGGAAGGAAUCUGCUGUUCUGGGAGCAGCCUGUCUGUUCCCAAACAGUGGGUUUGUGCUCCCUGGCUGUGACUUGGACUUGGGAAAACGCAGCUGAGUUGCUCAGAAGAAGAACAGACCUCUCCUUCAUCCUUCACUCGGGUUUCCGUUUCCAUCGGCGCCUUGCAGAGCGUUGCAGGCAUGCGCCCUCUUGCUGCCUUGGCUGAGACCAGGAUGAGGAGUUGAGGAAGUGCUGCCAAGACCCAGGGGAAGAAGCUGCCUUCCAAACUACACUGCUCACAGGAGCUGCUUCUCUCAGCCAUCAAGGCCUCUGAGCUGUUGCUGCAGGGAAAAGGACAGGGCUGCCUGGAGCCAUGUCCAACGACCCACCCCCACCGUACCCGGGGGGCCCCUCGGCACCGCUGAUAGAAGAGAAGCACGGCCCCCCCUCUGCACCAGAGGGUGUCACCCCAGUGGUGGGACAGCCCCAGGGGGUUCCUAUCCCCCCUCCUGAGUUCGGACCCCCCCCAUAUGAGCCACCCUCACAGCCGGGGUUCAUGCCCCCCCACAUGCCCACGGAUGGCUCUGGGCCCUACGUGCCACCAGCGGGAUACUACCCACCCCCAGGCCCUCACCCCCACAUGGGCUACUACCCUGCCCCAGGCCCCUACCCGUCUCCUGGUGGCCACACGGCCACGGUGCUCGUCCCUCCGGGAGCUGCCACCACCACAGUCACAGUGCUGCAGGGAGAGAUCUUCCAGGGUGCCCCCGUGCAGACAGUGUGUCCCCACUGCCAGCAAGCCAUCACCACCAAGAUCUCCUACGAGAUUGGGCUCAUGAGCUUCCUUCUUGGCUUCUUCUGCUGCUUCGUGGGGUGUGAUCUCUGCUGCUGCCUGAUCCCCUGCCUGUUCGAUGACUUCAAGGACGUGACGCACACGUGUCCCAACUGCAAGGCCUACAUCUACACGUACAAGCGCAUGUGCUAACGGCACCCGGGAGCCACUGGAGCGCCACCGGCCCGUCCCGCUGCUGUCCCUCCAUCCGUCCCCGCGUGUGCAUCGCCCCUCGCUUCCCGCCGGUGGUGUGUAUGUGUUAUCCCUGGCUCCCUCCCGCGCAGGGCUGCCAGCACUGCCCCAGCUCUGCUCCUCACUGGGAAUAGUGGGAUUGGUGACACUGGUGCACAGGGGAGGCAUGUGGGAGCUGCCCUGCAGUGCACAGGAGAGGGAGGCAUUCCUCUGCACCCCAUUGUGCUCCAGGCUGUGAGCGAGGCCCCUCUCACCUGGAGCAGCCCUGGGCAGAGCAGCAGCUGCUGGAGGUGCCCACAGUGCAGAGGGUGCCUGGCUGCAGGGAUGUGCUGGGAUGAGCUCCGGAGGGGACCCAGGCAGACCAUGGUGCCCUCAGGGGAUGCAGCACAGCCUUUGUAGCAUUUUCAGGAAGGGGCUCAGUGACAAGGAGAAGGGCAGUGCCACGCACCAGAUUUCCGUGUGGUUCUCUGCCUCCUCCAGCCCCGUGUCAAAGCCCCUUCCCGAGGGGAGGCAGAGCUGCCUCCAAGCACGGAGAGGGGCCCGGCAGCAGCACUGCACCCUUAUCAGCACCUCCGUCCUGCCCGGUGGCCACUCCAGCUGCAUGCGCCUCCUCCCAGCCCUGCCGCGGCUCUGGGGGCAGGGACUGCCCCAAGCAGCCCUGGCCCCCGGCAAACUGAGAGCCAAAACCACACCCGGCAUGUCCCGGCUCUCCGGCACGUAGAGUAGAGGAGUUUGUUACCAGGCUGCAGCUCCAGAGCCGUCCUGGGCCUGGCAGGGUCUGUAGGGUCCUCCUUGCAUGUGGUGUAGGGGUAUUUUUAGCUCACUCACCUGAGGCAGAAGGCAGGGGGAAGCAGGCAGCGACAGGAGCUGCCAGCAGCACUCACACAUCGGUGAAAGAGGACCUGGGAGCCAAGAUCAGCCUCUCAGGGCUGCUUCUCCCUCCCCUGCCCUGCAGCUCCCAGAGCAAAGUGGGGGGGUCUCUCACUACACAGGUCUGCAAACACAGCCUGACCAGCACAGGCAGCUGCUGUUUGCUCAGGGGUGGAACUGUGGCACUAGUCAGUGUUUUUAUGUAAAUAAAUAACAGACCCUGAA
This is a messenger RNA of Taeniopygia guttata (zebra finch), 2923 nucleotides long. RefSeq names its product cell death inducing p53 target 1 (gene CDIP1). NCBI's taxonomy places the organism in Eukaryota, Metazoa, Chordata, Aves, Passeriformes, Estrildidae. Gene Ontology annotation, molecular function: zinc ion binding. Gene Ontology annotation, cellular component: cytoplasmic side of late endosome membrane; cytoplasmic side of lysosomal membrane; nucleus. Gene Ontology annotation, biological process: intrinsic apoptotic signaling pathway in response to DNA damage by p53 class mediator. The record is from RefSeq and is a predicted model, not a curated record.